CGAUCCCGACGGUCACCACGAGGCUCCUCGAGGCAACGAUGAGGUAGAAACUGGGAGAAACAACGAGAAACAACGAGAAACUGGUAAAUGGUCGCGACGCGUUAUUUCCAUUCAGUCAAAUCCAUUUAUUCUCCCAUUCUUUUACGAUCUUAUUCUCCUCUCUAAUGACCGACCUCUCGCUCUCAACUCUCUCCCUCAACUCCACCGGUUCAGAUUCCCAGAACGAAGACUGGGAUCGAUCCCUGGAAAUAACUGACGAGGAAACCACUCUGUCACCCCUUACGCGUACUACACCGCGCAAUUCUGUCGUAUUCCCUGCGGACGACACACCAGGAAGAAUGGUCAAGACAGGAGGAUGUGGGCACAGGAGGGAUGGGAGCGUCGACGGAAAGGGAAAGCGCACUUUAAGCGAGCUGAUGAAGAUGCACUCUGAGAGAGGCACCAAUUGUCAAUUCAGCGCAGAGGAGGCGUCAAGGGUGGCGGAUGUUCUUGGGCAAUGGAUAAACGCGUCUUCGUCGCCCUAUGAAAGCGAAGACGACUUUUUUUUCAACCUUCUCAUGGCGGAAAACCAACGGCCACAAGCCCCCGUUCUGAAUUCCCCCAGAGUCGACCUCGCACCAGUCAGCAAGGAUAGAAUACAGAAAAGGCACUCUCGAGUCUCUCAAUCCCCAAUGGCUACAGACAGGAACUACAAUGUUGACAAGAGGGUACAACUUAUAAGCCCGCCUCCAGAAGAAACUCUCAGGCGUGUUUCGCGCCAAACACCCUUUACGCCCUCACUCCUCGCCAACCCCCCGACCCCAGCUAAUUCCAAGCGAAAGCGCACCCAACCCGCUGUGGCAUCGUCUUCGCAAUUAUCCCCCACGGAAUCCCAUUUGGCCUAUAUUUCAGAAGAGCCGGCUCUGCCUGUAGAAGCCACCCCCAAUCCCAAACCCCGGAAGCAAGUUAGACAUCGCACGCAAUCCAUAGAUUCCCCAACUCGCCCUACGCGUGUAGAAAAUCAUGCUCGUGUGAGCACUACUCCAUCUAGGCCGGACCGUAUACUAGUCAAGUCACCCCAUCAUAAGAACCCAGAUGCCGACUACAUCCCUUCAGUGCCUGCUCUGGUAUUGUCUGCUGUUCCGAAGCGUAGAGCCGCCUUGGGAGCUCGCUCGAGGCGCAGUGCCACCCCUAUUCCCCCGUACGAACCACCCAAAGACGUCUUUACACCACCAAGGGAGGUCUUUCUCACACCUAAUGUGCCCAAGUCGGUGUCCAAGUCGUCGAAACGCAAAACUCCAGCCGCGUCUACCAAGGCAAAGGGUUUAAAGAUCCUCACUGCCCCUUCCAUCAUCAAACAAGAACUCCCGGACAUUGAUUUGACGGCGCCAAUGCCACCUGCGAGCCCUACAGACGAUCCUCUGCUGUUGUCGGGCCCGCCUGAACCCCGUUCUACACCUAUCCGCCGAUCCCCUCUGAAGAGGAUGCUUUCUCAUGGAGUGCAGGCUCAGCUUGACAACCUCCCUCCAUCUUCUCCCAUGGACGAUGAAGAGCAGGGUGGCGCGACGGAAGGAGUCAAUUACUUUGACUGGAAUCAUCACACCGAGCCUGAGGGUUCAACAGACUUUAGCAUGGAGCUGGACCCUGCCGAUGCAGAUGUUCCUCCCGUUCAACUCUUUGAUCUCAAUCCCCCGGACGAUGCGGGUGGAUGGAGCGACAGCGAUGACGAUGCCACAGGGGAAAAUGAGGACAAGAUGGAAGGCCACGGGGAAUAUACGGGCAAGUGGAGGAUGAUGAAAGUGAGGACCAAGGCAGACCCGCCGAGCAGCGCUACGAGAGGGAGAAUGGAGCAGUGGGGCAGGCCUAUCAGCCCGUUCCCUAAAGUUAAGAAGGUGAACUGGCUUGGUGGGGUUGUCGAGGAGGAGCAGCCGUCUCUUGCUGUUGAAGAAGCGCCUCAAGAGCAGCCAGAGGAGGAGGAACAGGAACUCCUGCCGGAACCUGAGCAAACGUCUUUUGAGCAGGAAGACGAAGAACGCCAGGAGGAAGAGGAGGUCAGGCGGAUGUCUGUCGAGCCGGACAUACGUGAUGAGUCUCUUGAAGAGCCACAGAAUGUCUCCUUGGACGUUGAUUCUUCGUUCGAAAGUCAUCCGGAGCAUAUCGAGGACCAAACCCCAGACACCUCUCAUUCUCAAGAAGAAGGGGCUUCAAUUGAGUCUCAGGAACGGUCGAUUGAGGAAGCUGAUGAAGAAGAGGAUGAAGAAGAACGUGAAGUUCGCCAAAUGUCGGUUGAGCAUGAUCCUGAAGAGGAAGAGAAUCAGAACGACUUGUCUGCUGCUUCUAUUUCCCAGGAGCAAGCUCAAGAAGCCCUCCCGUCUGUUCCCUCUUCUUUGGAGGGUGCCCUGCCUCUUCGCCAUGCUUCACCAGCCGAUGGCCCUCGAAACGAAAUUCUUGGCGUCGACUCGUCCAUUCCUUUCCCAUCUUUGGCUCCAUUUGAAGCAGGCUUGACAAUUCACCAACCACAACCGGACGAAAAUCUUGCGGCGGCACUACGAGACGAUGACACUUUUAUGCAUGAUGUUGAGCCUUCUCCUGAACAACAAGUUGCAUAUUCAGACGACGAGGACAGCGAAGACGAUAGUAGCGAUGGAGACGCUGUUGGCGUCGUUAAAAUUUCAAGCACGGAUCCACGCGCAGCUGCUAGGGCAGCUGCGAUUCUCAAACAGCAUGACUAUGAUUGCUAUACAAAGAUUACGAUGAAGAGACGUCACUCUGAAAUGAAACGGAGACGCGACUCGCAUUCUGCUGUCGAUGAGCUGGCCAAGGAGACACGGCGGCGUGGUGUCUCUGCUGCUGGUGUCGGCAAAGAGUCCCGAGAGAAGAAGAGAAGAAGGUCGACGCUUGGAAUGGGUGUUCUUGGGGAUAUGGUUUUCAUUCCUGGGAGCCCUGCGACCACACUUCCUAAGCUUUUGGCAGAGGCAGAGGCAGAGGUGGUGCGAAUGUCGCCAGUCAAAGGGUCUCUGGUUAGGGAGGGCUUUGAUGGUGUUGGCCACAGAGAUCCUUUCAAGACACCCCUUCCACGUCGGGUUGAGUACUUGAAGAAAGUAUCAAUUGGUUCGAGGAAGCAAGUUGAUGAGCACAGCAACAAUGAUGAAGAAUCUCGAGAACGGAUCUGGACAAAGGAGGAUUGGAAGCAGCUGGAUGGUUGCUUUACUGAUGAAAGACUUGCCAUCGGUCACCGGCUUUCUGCAGAAUUUACUCAAGACGGACUGGCACCUGUUGAUAUGGUUCAAGUUUCUGACGUUGUUGAGAGGUUUUUUAUUCUUAUGGGAGGCCUUGAGGCUGUUGAGACGUUUGGAGGUGCAUGGGAAAGCACCAUUCGCAGGGAUUGUCUUACGCAGCGUGUUCACGCAUUACAGAAUAAGCAACGUUCUGGUAAGGUUGCCCUGCCAACAACGCCCCAUGUGCCCAAUACCUCGGGCUUCAACGCACUGGAAGGUGGUACCCGGAUACCGUUCAUGGAAGUUCCUGAUUUCACCCCUCUUGGCCGACGGGCGCCUCCGCCGAGGACACUUCGUCCUGCGUUCCCAUCGCCUGUAGUAGAAGGUGCUCCAUUCGCAAAUGUAGCCCAUGAGAAGGAAAGGAAAAGGAAGGUUCCUGCUUCGCUGUUGGCUCCCAGGUAUUCUCAUUUGCUCGAAGAAGCUAUUGCUAUCAGCCAGGAUCUCCCUCUGUUGACGUCGACUUCGCGUGUGGAGGAAAAUAUUCUUGAAGGCGAAGCUGCUGACCAGUCAUACGAAGAGGAACAUAUUAUGGAGUCAUUUGAAGAAGAGCAUACCGCAGAUGCCUACGAGGAGGAAAACACACAAGAGUCGUUCGAACAACCCCAAACACCAGCGACCAUUGGUAACCGGGUCAAAGGUUUCUUCUUUUCCUAUUUGCCGACCUUGUCGAAAACGGCUCCUCCAGUUCACAAACGCCACGUUCCUCGACAACCUGGUUUACCUCUCCCCCCUCUGGAGGUUCUUGAGAAGUCUCGUGGUCCCAUCACAACACCUGUUCGUCCCCCGCUUCCGAAAGUUAGACACCCGAAGGAAAUGGUUCAUCUUCACCCCGCGCCCCAGCCUCAGCCCAAAUCCUCUUUGAUCCCUCGCGCUAGAAAACCCCAGCGACUCGUGGAUCUGCAUCCUUUACCCCCACCGCCGCCUCCGCCUGAGCCGAUACCCAGGCCCAGGAGGAGUAGUGGGGGAAGCGUGAAGGAUUUGGUGCGCGGCUUUGAGGAUUUGAAGAAGAAUAACGCUAAACCGGUGGAGUUGAAGAGAGUACGAAGUAUUGGGGAGAUGAAUCGUGGACAGGCGAGCAGUAGACCUGCUUGGAAGCCGUAA
This is a messenger RNA of Laccaria bicolor S238N-H82, 4358 nucleotides long. RefSeq lists its product as uncharacterized. Lineage: Eukaryota; Fungi; Basidiomycota; Agaricomycetes; Agaricales; Hydnangiaceae. The transcript is spliced from 7 exons. The record is from RefSeq and is a predicted model, not a curated record. Bases 165 to 4358 code for a protein of 1397 amino acids.